CUUCUUCUUCUUUUUUUUUUUUUUUUCCUGCCAAACAGAUAGAUAGAUGGGGUUGGAGUCCAUCCUGUAUCAGUAAAAUUUAGACUUUCAACUCAUAGAUAAAUUUAGAUUGGCCCCCUUAAUCAUGGUGGAACUGUGGAAGGGGAGGGAGAGAGAUAAAUAGACCAAACGCGGAGAGAGAGGGGGGGAGGGAGCUCUGCUUGCUAUCUCCAUAUCCUCUGUUUUUUGUUGUUUGCAGGGGAGGGGGGAGGAGACCCACUUGAAGCUGCUUAGCAUUGCAAGCAAGCAUUGGAUCCACUCGAAGCUUUUCAGCAUAAACCCAGUGGUAGUUCUUCUGUGUCUGCUCCGGCGGUGGGUUCCGAUGAUGGAGAAAAAACCAAUCUUGUCGCCGCCGCCGCCGCAGCACCAGAGCUCAUGGCUGUUCUACAUCGUGCAGUGGCGGUUGGCGGUUCUGACAACGUUCGUCUUCCUGGGCAUGUUGGUGGUUUGGAGAAUCGACGAUUGUAAGGUCAGGUGCUUCGUCGAUGCAUGGAGGCCCAAGCAGGACUUUGCCCCCAUGAGUGUCCCUCCCAAACAGAUAGAUAGAUGGGGUUGGAGUCCCCCUGAUCUCAUCGUCAUCCAUCAGAAUGAAACCCCAAUCUAUCCCGGGUCGCCCUCGAAUGCAACCCAGGUUUCAGUUAGUUUGCCCAGCGCCGCGGUUAAUCUGACCGGGGAUUUCUCGGUUUUGGGCUCUCCUAAUCCCCAGAACUGGACUUCCGAUGAGGUUUCUUGGGUUUCGACACAGCUAGGGCCUGAUUUCUCAUUGAACCUCCUUGCGCGGUGGCUGGCCCCAGGGGGUGAGCCCUGCCGUGAAUCGAAGACGGAGCAGAUCACGAUCCCGGGACUGGAUGGUCAGGAAUUGAUUGAGCUGUCAGCUGGCAAAGUUCAUGAGUUCCCUUUCAUGGCGCUGGACUCAUCUGGGAACCCCAGGUGCCUUGGAGGUGACUACUAUGAAGCUGAUCUCUCGGGGGAAUCUUGGAAAUCGAGGCCGCUUGUGAAGGACUUCGGGAAUGGAUCCUACUCGAUCUCCCUUCAAGUCCAUCCUGACUUCACAGGGGAUUACAACCUGACAAUUAUCUUGCUCUACCGCCACUUUGAGGGCCUCAAGUUCUCUCCACCUCGGUUUGUGAUUGAUCGACAACUGAGGAGCAUCCGUAUCAGGUUUCAAAGGUCCCAAGCAGUGCUGCCUGAGCUGCAUUACUGUAAAUCCUCAGACUUCUCCAGGGAUGUCUGGGUCGGGAGAUGGACCCGCCAUGGGAAGAACGAGGACUGCAACAUCGGCCACGAUGGACGGUACCGGUGCCUCGCCCCAGAUUUCCCCUGCCAAGUCCCAUGGUGCAAUGGCUCUUUAGGUGCAUUGGAGAGCAAUGGCUGGGUUUACUCUGCACACUGUUCUUUUCGGCUGUUCUCUUCUGAUCCUGCAUGGAACUGUUUGAAGAACCGCUGGAUCUUCUUCUGGGGCGACUCCAACCAUGUGGAUACGAUCAGGAACAUCCUCAACUUCAUCCUCGGCCAUCCUGAGAUCCCUGCAGUCCCUCGGAGGUUUGACUUGAACUUCACAAACCCGCAUGAUCCAUCCCAGUCGGUCAGGAUAACAAGCAUAUUCAAUGGUCACUCCAACAUGACGAUGAACUACGAGGGGUUGGAUUCUCUGAAAAACGCAGCGUUCCAGAACCUUUUGAAGAAGUAUUUCUCUGAGGAUACUGUUCCGGACACGAUCAUCAUGAACUCGGGCCUUCACGACGGGGUCCAUUUUCAUAACAUAAGGGGCUUUACCAGUGCGGCCAAGUACACGGCGUCGUUCUGGACGGAUGUGAUGGAGUCAGUGAGACGCAGACGGUUAAAGUUGCCGAGGAUAUUCUAUCGGACUACUGUGGCGACGGGUGGAUACGCUCGAAGUCUGGGGUUCAACCCAAGCAAGAUGGAGGCCUUCAACGGGAUUGCAAUCGAUCAGUUAAGGCAGGCAGGGCUACUCUCAGGCGUGAUCGAUAACUUUGACAUGACCUUCCCAUGGCAUUAUGAUAACAGGUGCAAUGACGGGGUCCACUACGGGCGGGCUCCAGAGAAGAAGAGGUGGCGGGAUGGGGAGAUUGGACACCAAUACUUCGUAGACCUCAUGCUUGCCCAUGUACUGCUCAAUUUGCUGUGUUCGAGGUAGCAGGAUCGGCUUCAUUCUGCCUCAUUUUUGCUUCGGACUUAGGAAGAGCGGUCAUCGGAUUGAUAUAGUCCUGUUCAUUGGGGUGCUGUAGAUUUCGCUCAUUGGCGGUUCUGAUGGGAGGGGGAUUCUUGAGAGUUUGAGGUUGAGGAUGCAGAUGCUCGUGCGGUAUUUAUCACUUUCAGCAGCAGUAGCUUUAGGCAUUUCCAUUAUUUUUUUCCAUAGUACAGAUAUAUUGUUACAUACAAUGCUUGUAUAGGAUCAGCGAUGGUGAAUAUAUUCUUUUGUUCUAAGUUUUCUGCAAUUACUAGCGCUAUGAGUUUUGUUUAUAA
Molecule: messenger RNA, 2526 nt
Organism: Punica granatum (pomegranate)
Lineage: Eukaryota; Viridiplantae; Streptophyta; Magnoliopsida; Myrtales; Lythraceae
Source: RefSeq, a predicted model, not a curated record